Molecule: messenger RNA, 579 nt
Organism: Paramecium sonneborni
Lineage: Eukaryota; Ciliophora; Oligohymenophorea; Peniculida; Parameciidae
Source: the annotation of a GenBank genome assembly
AUGAAUCGAUGGAGUGUUUUAAAGUAUUGAAUCAAAAUUUCUAUUCCAAAGGUCCUUGAGGAGUGCUUCAUUACAGAAUAUUAUUGUUCUCAUUAAUAUAAUAUAUUUUAUAAUCAACAUUUAAGUCAAAACAGCAAAAACAAAAACCUUAGUUACGUUGAUAGAAAAUAAUACCAGUUUUCGAUAGUCUUAAAUCUUAUCUUUGUAAAUAGGACAAAAAAAGUGGAUUAUAUACUAAUAUAAAAGAAUAAAGAUGCUGGCUCUAUUAUAUUUAAUUAUAGUGAUAUAGGAUAUUGUUAUAGUUAUGCUAUUACUCAUUUAAAUAUAGAAGUUUCAAAGAACAGAUCCUUACUAUUCUGAAGGGUAAGAUGUAAUAAAAAUUAACAAUAACAAUUUUUUUUCUAAUGAGAAAGAAAGGCUGGAAUAACAAAUCCAAUUACUCAGAAUAACAGAAGUAUAAUUAUAAUUUAAUAGAUUGAAAAUCUGCCUACUAAAUUAGAAUGCCUGAUUGGAUCAUUUAGACAUUCAAUUUCAAUAUCAAUUAUCUAUUAAUAGCAUGACUUGGCAAUAAUAAGUGAG